This is a messenger RNA of Hypanus sabinus (Atlantic stingray), 12464 nucleotides long. Its product is annotated as UPF0461 protein C5orf24 homolog. NCBI's taxonomy places the organism in Eukaryota, Metazoa, Chordata, Chondrichthyes, Myliobatiformes, Dasyatidae. Bases 416 to 991 code for a protein of 191 amino acids. The transcript has 3 exons. The record is from RefSeq and is a predicted model, not a curated record.
GUAUUUCCGUGUUGUGACUUUCGUUGCUUUGAUAAAGGUUGCAAAGGGAUCGCUGCGCUCCUGAUCGGCAGAGACGAGCAGAAACCAACGUUAGCCGGGACCUGCCUUUCUGCACCCCUGCCUCUCGUGAAGAGUUUUUUAAGGGUGUUUUGUGGGUGUUUUUUAAUGUGCGUGUUCUGUCUCGAUCUGAAUUAUCCGAGCCCUGGAGAUCCGAGAAAAUUGGCUAAAAGAAGACAGAGCGGGAAUGGCAAGAUGAGAUGUGCCGUGUUCUUCUUACUCGGCUUUAGCUUUUAACCCUUGUAGUGCUUUCCAGUGGAAAAGCUCUCCAGGCCAGCGAGCACCAGGAACUGGAUGUAACAGCCGGGUCGCCGUUGCGGUCUAUUGUCGGGUGGUGUCUAUUUGUGUGAGGGACGGUAUGAAUUACAGAGAAAUAAUGCACUCAGUUGGCUGCAGUAAUACUAGCUGCUGUCAGUCUGUGAAGGAGGUGAAUCUUGGUGCGGAUGAUGCGAGUAGCGAUGACCAAUUUGACUUGUGUUCUUCUCAACCGGACAAACUUUAUGGGAACAGCUACAAGCCAAUAAGCUGCAUUAAACAAGAGUCGCUGGAGGAACCGAAUUCGCAAAUAGAUGUUGAAAUAAACGCAGAAGCCCAGGAUGAUAUGAAACGAAGGAAAAACAUUUUCCGAGCAGGGAAACGAGGAAGACCUUCAGGGACGACAAAAGCUGCUGGGUACAGAACCAGUACAGGCCGACCUCUGGGAACAACAAAAGCAGCUGGGUUUAAGACCAGCCCAGGCAGGCCCUUGGGCACAACCAAGGCAGCGGGAUACCGCGUCAGCCCAGGGAGGCCGCCAGGUACCAUGAAAACUCUCUCCCACAUAUCAGGUUUCGAUUUCCCAUCAGGCAGUAGUGUUACUUUUAGCUAUUCAAUGGUCCAUAAAAAGCAUUACGUGGACCGUCCCACAAGUAGAAACACGGAGCUGAAUCAGUAAAUCACCUGCUUUGUUUUUCUAUAAUCUGUUUGUUCCUUGACAAAGUAGGAUAACUUUUUAUACAACAUAUUGAUACUAUACAAUUAUAACCAACUUGUUGAACAGCUUAGAGGUUGUGGAAUCUAGGCUCUAAAAUAGAACGAACUGCCUUUGGAAAAUUAUACCUAUUAGUUACAAUAUUUCUUUGAUACUGGUUUUGCUGCAAACUACAGUAUCAUUUUGAAUGAUUUAUUCGCUAGGGUCCAGUUUCAAACAUGAUUUCCACUUUACGAGAAGGCUGUACAUACUUGAGUAGUAGGAAAAAUAAAGAGGGAAAGCUGGACAUCCUGGGAUCUGCUGUAGUUCAAAGUAUAUAUAGUUCUACCUGAUUAGUUUUGGCCUUGUUGCAAUUAAUAAUUGCCAAGGCAACCAUACUGAAUUUUCCUUAUAUUAUACACUUAGUUGUGGGAAAAUGAAUGUGAAUGAUUAUAAGAAGAAUUGAUGCAUGCAGGUGUAACUAUGAUGGCACUCAUGAGCUACUUUGACUGCUGAAGUGCAAUUUUCAAUUAUUUGUAUUAUUUUAAUUACACUAUUUUUGCCUUUGGGAAAUUUGAGAAAGGAUAGGGCAUUAGUUUCCACAAAGACGUCUUAAAGGUGUUCAGCUGAAAACAGCAGUGAGCUGAUGCGGACUGUCUUAUAGAGGUAAGCUUAUGAAUGAAGAAGCUGCUAUGAAGGGUGUGCACAGCUGUACUUCAUGAAAAAUAAUUAUCACUGAGUUUAGUUACUGUUCUUAAGUGAUGAUUAUUGACAUGGCAUAGAACUUUGUAUGACAACCUGUGCUUUACAAAAGCCUUGCUGGUAACCAUAAUCUUUAUUUCCCCAUGAUUACAAGAUGCUGUAAGUCACUCAGUCUGGCUUUCGAAGCAUUUUUAGGAGUGCUGCUACACAUACUGUAUUUUUGGUGUUCAGUCGAUCUAAUGUGAAUCCUGCAGGGGCUGAAGUUAGAUAUCACAUGAUCUGAUUCUCAACUUUUGUGAAUUAACUACUGGAACAUCUUAGGAUUUAUUUUUAAAGUAACGUAAUUGUUAAUAGAAGCCAGACGUUUACUCUCUUUCUUGAGAUACACUGCAGUAGAAUGGAGAGAAAUACCUGGUUAGUUAAAUGGAAUAACGGAUUUCUGAGGAUUUUGAUGCAGGAUUGAUCAAAGCAACAAAAGCAGCUUUUCAGAAAGGUUGACUUUAUGUGCGUGGAAUUCAAUUCUUGGAUGAUCUUCCACAACUGAGGCAGAAGCACUGCAAAGUAAAAAUAAUGCCUAAACUGUGAAAUUGUUGUAAAUGUCAUGUAAUAAGUUACAAAUUUUCACUUAGAAAUGCUACUCCUGUUAAAUUUUUAAUGUGGGCUCCAAUUUUAAUUUAGGUACUCAGAAGCUUGAGAAGAGAGACCAUUGUAACAGAGUUGUGGUUACACUGAAGCCAGUUAUUCAUUGGUUCUGCCACUUCCACUCAAAUUUCACUAGUAGAAUGUUAAUGAAUGUUUUUUGUGACUUGCAUGCUUGUAAGACAACAAAAUAAUCAUUAACAUUUUACUAUGAAUGCCAUCUCCUUCGGUUGAGGUGGCUAUUACAAUCUCCAACAAGCUAACUGUAGUGUUGUUUGGCCUGGGACUUUUUAGAUGUCAGUCUUAAAAUUGUGACAACUAGUUAAUCAUUCAUUGGUACUGCAUCAUAAUUAAUGUGUUUUGUAAAAUAAAAUCUUAUUUGCAUGGCAUUCUGUGUCUGAAAUGCAUUUAAAAACAAAUGCAAUGUAAUAUGAAGCCUAUUUUUGCAAAGCUAUACAAUAUUUCUCUAUUUCUCUCUAUUAGUAUUUAACAGGCAAAAGCAAGAUCGAAGAAAAACUCAACAGCCAGAGAGUUGAGCACUGUACUUAACGCUUCUGCUUAAUCACAAUUGGACAUACAAAAGAUUAAAAAAAAGACAACUACACGAAUCGUUCCUAGAAAGGCAGGUUUUCCACAUUUAUUAAAUAUACUACUGUAAUGAUAACACUGGUUUCAUCAGAAGUAUUCCAUUGUAUAUGUAUGUCUUUAAGGUUUAAUUACAUAUUUGUAGCAUCCAUUGUGGCUGACUGUCAUCACUAAUCCAACACUUGAGAUAUAAUCUACUUUCAAGAAUAUACCUCAGACUGUUUUGCAUUGCCAGCAUUCCUAAACUGGACACUAGUUAUCUGUUCCAUAAUAGAACCAUUUUUCUUUUCAGAAAUCCUUGCAGACAUGUUUUAAAUGGACUUAAAAGUGAAAUGUAUCCAAGACUGAUACAGUAAUAACUGCUUCAGAACUGUACAUGUGUGAUGCUUAGAGCAAUGCUGCUGCUCAAUAUUUUAAGUUGGCAAGCAGAUCGUCUUUCAUAGAUGCUGCAUUUUACGGAUUUAAUUAAUGUCUGCCAGCAGAUACUGCUACAAGUCUUGGAGAUCACUACUCUUGAAGAAUCCUCAGCUGUAGGGUGCCUCUGUUCUGAACACCUCUGUUACAUGUUGACAAAACUGCAUGCUUCAGAUUUGUUGCUACUUGUGAUGCCAUAUUGUACACACAAUUGCUGCAUCAAAAUGCUUGUAUGUAACGGACAAAGUUUGUACAAUGUAUGAUAAAACUUUUUUUUUAGUAUUUUGUGCAUGUUAUUUUAGAUGGGAAAUUUACUCUGAAGGACCUUUGUUUAUGGCUUAGUGGGUAAAUGGAUCACAUAUUGUGGUUAUAGACUAGGACAUUGUCCAGAUUAGUCCUUGCUCUUUGCUAAGUUUCCUAAUUUCAGUCAUGAUAUGGACACGGUUGUGUUUCACUAUGAUAUUCUCAAUUGGUAAUCCUCCAGUUGACAAUUUGUCUAUAACAGGCUUUGAAUGUGGAAUAUGACUCAUGGAGGGAAUAAAUGAAGCAUGGUCACUUAGAAUAGUAGCAUUUUACACCAAAGAAAAUAGCUUGUUAUCCCUGUGCUGGAUCCCAGAUUAUUUUUUAAUAUCCUGACCUUGACCAUCACAUGCAGAAUUUCCUUUCCAGCGAGAGAAUUUAUUCUCUCAUGGGCAACUGUAAUAUAUUUAGAAAUGCCCAUUAUGGACAAAAAUAAGAAAAAUCCGUGGAGCAUAAAUUCUUUUCUAAAGUCAUUAUGUGUGGAACAGGUCAAAGUUUAGAAAAUUUCUGAAUCAUUUCCCUUAUUUUCUAGAUAACCUGAAAGGAUGUAUUGAAAUGUGUUGUUCCCCUAUUUUUACAGUGAUAGUCACUAAACUACAGUAGUCAAUGGAUCUGAACCACAUAGUGCAUGGAGAGGCCUGGUUUUGUUACUCUCUCCUGCAGUAAAAUUACGUCCCAGUAAUAGUUUGGUUUUGAGGUAAGCAAAGGACACUGAGGAGUGUCCACUGGCUCUGCUUAUCUCUACAAAUCCUGUGCACCCAGUGACCAGUUUUCUUGUGUGCUUGGCACUUGUGUGCAGUUUCUCACCAUAUCAUUCACUAAUUGGUUGAAAUUAUUUCCUGUCCUCCUACCAGAAGUUUAGUUUUUGAUGUUCUGGGCAUCAUAACCUGCCUUCAAAAUUCAUUUUGGGAAUACCUAUGUGUUGUGAUUUGUCAGGGAUCGUAGCAAGAAUUUUGUUGCACAUGUAAAAGGAAAAUAAUAUAUCUUGUUUUCUCAAUGAUAGGGAAACAAAGUUUGUCACAAGGGAACGUUGCUUUGGCAAAUACAUUUUUGGUCAAAGUGGAAACCUUAUGGAUUACUAGACUGUGUGCACAAUGUUUUUUUUCUGGAGUGACAACAUUUGAAAAGAAAUGGAGAGAAAUGUUGAUCCACCGAUCAUUUUUCUGUAUGAGUAUAAAAGUUCAUAUCUGCCGGAACUAAUACUGAUAGAAAGUCAAUUUAUUUUAAAAUUUAUUUUGUUAUGCAAUAUUAUUUAAAAAUAUUAGUUUGCCUUACUGUAUAUAAAAGUGAAAAAAAUUGCUGAAUUACUUCCCAAAGUUAUACUUUUCCUUGAUAAUUUACUUCUCUUCAGGAAAAUAGACAGCUAGUUAGUGCUGCAGCUGUGGAUUCCAGUUAAUUGGGACACAUCGGGACCUGUUCGUUUUGGCUCAUUUGAGCAGCUACCCCAGUUAGCUGAUUUCAUGGAAGAGGUAUAAAAAAAAUAAACUACCAUUUAACAGAUUAUGUAUUUAAAUGGAAUACAGAACAAACUAGAACACUUUGUAUUAUUUCCUAGUGGUUGUGUGCUGCCAUGUUCUUUUAAUUGACUGCAAGUGAGCAAAAUCAGCGCAGACGCCUAGUGUAGAAUAAUGGACAGCUUUUUUGCAAUGAUAUCAAUGAUUGCAUCCUCCAAAUCUUCAUUUUCUUUGUAACAUUCAAGAUGAUUGUGAUUACCUUCAAAUUCUUUGUAGGUCCUAACUUGUUGAAGUAGUAAAAUUGUUUAAUUUUCACUCUUAGCUCUUUCUAGAAUUUCCAAACCUCAGUGCUUGAAAUCACAGUGAGCAAACAGUUCUAAAUUGUCUCACUGUUUACUUCUUGCCAAUUAUCAGUUACAAAAAUGACUGCUUUUUGAACACAAAAACACACAAAAGACACUACUUAAAAACUGUUGCUUUAAGCGAGGCAUAGUAUCUGACGAUCACAUAAGUUCAUGCGACUGACGCUAGUUAGAAACUUUGCGGUGACAGUCUCCUGCCCCAUUUGAAUGGCAUAGUGUUCCAUAUAAACAAAGGGAAUCCCAGUUAUUUUCUCGAUUCAUUUUUGUUCCAGAUAAGUAGCUGUCCCAAUUAAUCAUAGCCCAAUUAACUGGAAUCUACUGUACUUAUAUUUGCUGCUGAUUGCAGGAAUUCAGUUCCAUUUCCUUUCAGAUUUGGAACUCUGCUGCUAAUUGUCGGGGGUUCCAAUUGCAGUUACUAAUGCAGACCAAGUGAUAUCUUGUGAAGAAUGUUCUUAAAUGUUGAAAUGCACCAAGGUAUUGCAGCAAUUUGACAAUAAUUCCUUGUCUCUACAGACACUUUCAACAACAAAAGAAACCACCUUGCUUCCUUGUUUUCAUGGAUGAUAUAUAAAUGUUAUAGCAUUAGGAAUUUUUUGAUUAUAUGAUAGAACUUACUUUUCUAUUACUGUUCUUGGAUGAGAAACUGGUGAAACAGCAGUUAUUGUAGUCAAGUUUUUGGUUAGUUCUAAAGUGAUCUACUUAGGAAAUUGCUCUUUGUGCUUUAGGUCAAAAUAUAUUUUUUUAGGCCUUUUGAUCUAAAAUUAGUUCUGAUUAAACAUUAUUGGUUUUCAACUCAAGAAUUAAUGGUCUCUGCAUAACAGAGAAAGCUGUAUUUUUAUUUUUAUCCCCCUCACUCGAAUCUUUAAAUAAAGGACUGUAUUAAAAUCAGAAGUGGUACAUUACAGUUUUUCAUUCAAAUAUUGUCUUUUUAAAGAAUUUUAAAUUGCAAUCUUAUAGUGUGCUACUAAUUAUUUUUGUAGGUAAUCCAUUGUUUUCUCCUCCUUCAUCCAUACACAAAUAAAAUUAUACAAAAACUUGUAUUUCAGUUCUCACAUCACUGUUUAUCUUUCAGGUGCAUUCUGCCAUUUCUGAUACUGUUAAUGUGGGGAGAAAAACACAUUUUAAACAGUUGGUUCACUUGUUAACAAAUGGAGUGCAUGGUUCUUUUUAAAAGUGAUGCUGACUCUGCAUCUGUGGAAAGUUGCCAGCUUAAACCUGGCACUUUAGAGGUGAGGAGGGCACACUUGGAGGUAUAGUCAUGUAUGUUUGCUUUUGUGACAGUUAUGAUAAUGAAAACCUUUAUCAACAAAUAUCUCAGAUCAUAUGUCCAUCCAAAGCUCUCAGAUCAUAUCAGGAAAUACAGAAAUGUCUGCCUUAACUUUCUUUUAUCUGUAGUUUCAAUUGUUUAUUCUCCCAUAUUGUAUAGCUAUUAUUAAUAUAGAUUUUUACUGACCUCCUGAUAUGUAGUGACCUAAUUUUUUUUCUUCUGAGUUGAGAAUUUGCAAUUUCAAGAAUUUUGAAACUGAAUCAAUAUGCAAAACAUUGGCUUAUUUAUUCCUAAAUGUAAAGAUGUGUAGAAAUUAUUCACAAGUUUUAAUAUAUUUAAAAUAUAUUUUACUUUCUAAAUUCACUGACUACUUACUGUAUUUUUGUCAUAAUUUAAUAUUUCUCUUAUUCUUCAUAUUCCCUUUUUAUACAUCUUCCACUGCACGUGAAUAUUUUCCUGCCUUUUUUGGUGGCAAUAACAAAAUAGGAUGAAAGUAUAGUCUACUAAUAGUAGCAAUUCUUGAUAUAAGUUGUAUUUAUGUAGGGGCACAAUAUUUACAUUUUAUUCCUCUUGAAUAAUAUUGUACUUUUUGCACCUUUUUAAUUGGAUUAUCCACAGAUCUAAAUAAAUUGCUUCUGGAUUUCUCUCUGAUAUGAUUUUGCAUUCCUGUGCUUUUAUAAACCCACCUAUCUAAAGAAAGAUGCAAUUCCACAGGAGGGAAUUCACCAGACUGUUUGUCCUAUUGUGCAAUGUUAAACAGGAUGACACUCAGAGUUUAGGAGAAGAGGUGAUCAUAUAAAGGGUUUGACUGAGACUCUAGAACCAGAAGGUAUUGGUUCAAAAUAAGGGGAAAUUCAUUUAUGACCUUAAUGAAAACUUUUUUUUGUUAUAAGGUUGCAAGUCUUUACAACUCUUUUUCACAGAGAUAAGGGCAGUACCAUUUUGCAUAAUUUUAAGACUUAAUUUAGAUUCCUGAUAAAGAAUGGGUAAAGGCAAAAGAAAAAUGGACUUGGGGAAUGUCUGAUCCUUUCUGAAUGGUAUUGCAGACUCAAGGCAAGAGUCUCCUAUUUGUGGUCUGUGGCAGAGAAUUAUUGAAUCAUCCAUCAUAGAGGGAAAACAUUGAGCCUAUAUGUGUCUGUAUCUGCUCAUUGAAUUAGUUUCAAUUAAUCUUGCUCUUCUGUUCUAUCCCUGCCUUUCCUCAGGUUCAUUUUUGUUUACUCAGUUUUCUGGUCACCUACAUUCCUACCAAUAGAAAGUUUCCUGAACUCUUUAAUCAAAGUCCCUAAAAACUGCUGUAUCGCAUUCAGAGCUGACUGUUAUGCCAUAAAAUAGAAUACUUACUGUGCCACCAAAUAACACAGAAGUCUCUCUGGCUGUGUUAACAAUGCCCUUGAAGAAAUUAAUUCUCAUGAUCAGUGCUAGCUGGAUGAGUCAACAGAAAGCUGAGCAAACUUGGUGCAUUCUCUCAGGAGCCCUAUGUAACUUACUUCCCACCAUUUCAUGGAAAGUUUGCAGUUGUUCCAGAGCAAUUAUCAACCAGUUUUAAACAUAUUUUCAUGAUGUCUUUUGAGUGUCCUAGAUCAGCCAAAAUGUUGAUCAAAUUAAGUCAUACUUUAUUUAUAUACUACAUAGACAGAUUAAUUUGAGCAAAUACUACCAGCAACUGUAUAUGCAGCACAUUUCUCCUGACACCCAAUCUGCCUAUGAUAGAUCUUUCUUUCCUUUCUUUCCUUCCAGCCAUCUUUUUAGGGUCAUACCUUUCUGGAUAUCUAGACAACUUGAGGUACAAACAAAAUAAAAACUAUAUACUUAAUAGGAAGAAGAAUGAUGUCAGCAAGGAGGACAAAAAUAAAAAAGCAAAUUGAAAUAAUACACUAUACAUAUACAUUAUACUGCUGGGUCCUUUCCAUGAACUCCUAGUUACUGCUCUCUAGCAACCAUAAAACUCCUUAUUUUAAGCAAGUUUUAUUUGUUUGAUAUCCUAUUCAUGAAAAAUUCCUCCCUUGCCUCAUUUUUCUUUAAUCAUAUUACUAGUUAUUUUUCUGAUGUCAUUAUACUAUAAAUGAAAUAGUUUGUUCUCAUUAUAAUCAGGCAGGAAGUACAGGAGCCUAUGCUCAACAUUUCAGGAACAGCUUCCUCCCUGUUGCCAGUAGAUUUUUGCAUGGUCCAUGAACACUAAUUAUUAUUCUUUGCCACUAUUUAUUUAUUUAUUAGUAAUUUAUAGCAAUUUUUAUGUCUUGCACUGCUGUGGCAGAACAACACAUUUCACUGUGUAUUUCAAUGAUAAUAAACUUGACUCUGGUUGUCCUUUAAGACCCCCUUAAUAUCCUGAUGAUGGGAUGUCUUGUUGACUGUUUACUCUUUUCCAGGGAUUGCCUGUCCUGCUGAGUUCCUCCAGCAUUUUGUAUGUUCCCGCAUCUGCAGAUUUUCUUGUGUUUGUUAAUAUUUAGCUUAUUGUCUCUCACUAUGACCUUUUAUUAACCUGGUAUCAAAUUUUAUUUGUUAUUUUAUGAAAUGUCUUGUAAAGUUUUACUCUGUAAAUUCCAUUAUGUAAAUGUAUGUUAGAUUUUUUUUGUUACACCAAUACACAGGAACCCAAUGAUCACAUCUGAGUUUAAAAUAAUUCCAGUUAAACUGAACUAAGUAUCUGCCCAUUCCUCUUGGAGUAUAAAUGAGUGACAGCAGCUCACUUUUCGUUGCUACUUUAAUUUUUAAAAAUGAAUAAAGCUGUUUAGCAUAAGGUGUACAUGAAUUCAAAGCAGUGAAUGGAAGAGAACAGGGCUUGUCCUUGCUCAAUAUCCAGCUAUUGAUGAUAGCCUAAAGAGAAGUAACAAAAAUCUUUCUCAUAAACCAUCACCACCUUCCCAAAGUUGUACUUUUCUCAUCCUCCAAUCCUGUUGUCACUUACAUGUGACAUGAUGCUUAGAUUUGUAGAAACAUGAGAUUAUAGAUGCUGCAGUCUGGAGUCGCACACAAUGCUGGCAAUACUCAGUGGAUGGAAAUGAACAUUUAACAUUCUGGGUUGACACAUCAUCUUACUAGAUCGCGGGGGGGGGGGUCUCGACCCAAAGUGUUUCCUGUCCAUUUCCCUCCAUUGGUGGUGCUUGAUUCACCCUGUUCCUCUGACAUCCUGCGUGAUGCUUAAAUAUGCAAUUGGAUUUCCAGAUUUAAAUGUAACUUCGACUGUAACAUUUGCUUUUGAAGAUGUGGCAGAAGAUGAUAUGACUGAGCUUAUGAUGGCAAUUCAUUUGUGCAUAGUACUUGGUAUUUGAGGCCCUUUUACAGCAUUAAAUGGGAAACAAAUAAUGUACACAACGUACCUGAUAGUUUACAUAAAACAAAACCUAGUGAUCAGACAGAAUUGUGUGGCAUCUGUUGCUUGUUCAUCAACUAAUGGGGAAAUUGAAGGUUUGUAUCUGAAACAGUGUGUUUGACUUCAAGACCCAUCACUUUGUACUUGCUACUUUGUAACUAGUUAUAAUAAAUGAAAUUUUAAAAAUAAUGUUUUUAUUUAAACAGCUUAUUGAAAUGUGUUGUGCAAUCUUAAAAUUUUUACCUACAUUGCUUUACUCUCCAUUGUACAUUGAUUCAUUCUCAAAUAGAUAAGUUGGAGUUUAGAUUUUUUAAAUAUAGCUCAUCAUUUAAUAGAGAUUGAUGUAUUUUGAUAAUGUUAUUCAAGUAGAUUAAAUUACCUGUAAGAAGAUUAGAUUUUCAUUACCUACACAAUUUCUUACCCAGUUUCAUUCCUAAUUGUUUAUUUUCUAACCAUGUCGAGUUAAACGUUGAAGAUUUUGCUUUUCAGUAGUUUUCACCUUUGUUUAUGCCUACUUUAUUUUAUCUUAUUUAUAGACACAUAAAAUGUUUAUUGUGUAUGUUUUAAUCAUUAAAAAUAAUUAUCCUCCUUAUCACAACUUAAUUAAAUUCUCAAUACUGAACACACAGCACAGAUUUAACUGAGACUUAUACAUAUUAUACCUUUUUCUCUUCACCAUCUACACCUCGGACUUCAACUUCAACACAAAGUCUUGCCAUCUUCAGAAGUUUUCUGAUGACUCUCCCAUAGUUGGAUGCAUCAGCAAGGGAGAUGAGGCUGAGUACAGGGCUACGGUGGGAAACUUUGUCACAUGGUGCGAGCAGAAUCAUCUGCAGCUUAAUAUGAAAAAGACUAAGGAGCUGGUGGUGGACCUGAGGAGGGCUAAGGCACCGGUGACCCCUGUUUCCAUCCAAGGGGUCAGUGUGGACAUGGUGGAGGAUUUCAAAUUCCUGCGGAUACGAAUGGACAAUAAACUGGACUGGUCAAAGAACAGUGAGGCUGUCUACAAGAAGGGUCAGAGCCGUUCUUAUUUCCUGAGGAGACUGAGGUCCUUUAACAUCUGCCGGACGAUGCUGAGGACGAGUCUGUGGUGGCCAGUGGUAUCAUGUUUGCUGUUGUGUGCUGGGGCAGCAGGCUGAGGGGUAGCAGACACCAACAGAAUCAACAGACUCAUUCGUAAGGCCAGUGAUGUUGUGGGGGUGGAACUGGACUUUCUGACGGUGGUGUUUGAAAAGAGGAUACUGUCCAAGUUGCAUGCCAUCUUGGACAAUGACUCCCAUCCACUCCAUAAUGUACUGGUUAGGCACAGGAGUACAUUCAGCCAGAGACUCAUUCCACCGAGAUGUAACACUGAGUGUCAUAGGAAGUCAUUCCUACCUGUGGCCAUCAAACUUUACAACUCCUCCCUCCGAGUGUCAGACACGCUGAGCCAAUAGUCUGGUCCUGGACUUGUUUCCACUUGGCAUGAUUAACUUAUUAUUAUUUAAUGAUUUAUGGUUUUAUAUUGCUAUAUUUCUUUGUAACGAAACCCAAUUUCCCUCGGGAUCAAUGAAGUAUGUCUGUCUGUUUAGUUUAGCCAUAGUUGAUGAUAGCAGUGAAUUUGACAUUGAAUAGAUGACAGUAGUUGAAAACAAUGAAGAAUUUAAAGUUCAAAUGAUGUUUUUUGAGAAGUAAAAGUAGGAGCAGGACACGUACGGUAUCGGGUCGGGCACUAAGGAAUGCUGGUGAAUAGAGACUGAAGAGUCCAAGUCUAUUGUUCCCUGAAAGUGGGAACGCAAGUGGAUAGUGUGAGGAAGGCAUGUAGCAUGCUUACCCUCGUAAGUUGGGGCAUGGAAUAUAAGAUGAAUGCAUUAUAGUUUCCGAAUUUAUUUUGUAUUUCUGCUACUAAUAUUUGUUCAAAUCCGAAGUGUAUUUCUCCCAAUGUUUGUCACAGGGAAAAGUUUUUGCAUGCUGAAAGGUAAUAACUUGUUAACAUUGUUUCUCUCUCCCUAGGUAAGUCUGAUCUGCUGAGUAUUUUCAUCAUUUUUUGUUUUAACUUCAAAUUUCCACUGUCUACAAUUCUGCCUUUCAAAUUGUGCAGUUGAGUUAUCUUGUCUACAGCUUAAAAUAUUACUGGUUAAUCGGAGCACCAAGUAGAAAUGGAUUGGUUUGCUUUGUUCAUUAAAUCCUUUUUUCUCAGCCUGAGUAACAUUGUUAGCGCUGACAAUUUCUAACACGCCAUCCUUUUCUGCGCUAAAGAUUCCACAAUGCAUCUUAAGUUUGAUUUCAAAAGAAAUGUAAACAGGAUAAAAAGUGUAAAAUAGGAUAAGAAUUCUUACAGAACACUUAAAAACAUUAGACAUGGCAAUGUGUAGUGUUUUCCUUUAUGGAUGAGUCAAAGAAAGCUAACAUCGAAUAAAUAUCCCAAAGUGCUUUCAACAAA